Mytilus trossulus (common blue mussel) is the source of this 1785-nucleotide messenger RNA. Its product is annotated as telomeric repeat-binding factor 2-interacting protein 1-like. Gene Ontology annotation, cellular component: shelterin complex. Gene Ontology annotation, biological process: telomere maintenance via telomere lengthening; regulation of DNA-templated transcription. Lineage: Eukaryota; Metazoa; Mollusca; Bivalvia; Mytilida; Mytilidae. The coding region runs from base 42 to 1460 and encodes 472 amino acids. The transcript is spliced from 12 exons. The record is from RefSeq and is a predicted model, not a curated record. Gene Ontology annotation, molecular function: telomeric repeat DNA binding.
UGGUGUCAAACUAUAUUGUCAGGGGCGGUAAAUACGAAAAAAUGGCGGAAAAUGUUUACAAACACAGCAAGCACUUGUUUACAAAAGAAAAUGAACCAAUCCUAUUUUUCUUGAGACCUUGCCCAGAUAAAUCUAAAAUCAAUCCAUUAGUUGAGUAUGGUGGUGGGAAGGUCCUUUCUAAAUUUGUGACUGGAGCUAUCAAAUUGGCUCAGGAUGGGGAUUAUGUUUCCUCUGGAGAUUACAUUUCUACCAAAUAUGUAUUGGAUUGUGUAAAAAAUAAUCAUCUUAUGGAUACAGAGAAAUACAAAAUGAAAAGACAGGGAAGUAAAAAGUUCAGUGUUGACAAUGCUGAAGAGUUGAGUAAUGUUAGUGAUGAUCUUAGUCCCUCCAGUUCUGUUUAUAUUGAAGCCAAAGAUAUCAAAGGAAGAACUAAGUACACAGACGAAGAAGAUGUGGCAAUGUUGAGUUACAUUGUAACGGAGCAUCGUCAGAAUGCUAUACAUGGAAAUCAACUGUAUAAAGACAUGCAAGUCUUAAAGAUUACAAAGCAUACAGCUCCUUCAAUGAACAGUAGGAUGAGAAAAUGUAUAUUACCAAACAUCAGCAAAUACAAUAUCCCAAAGAAAUGGAAAAAAAUAUUUUCAGAAAAAGUUUCACCUAAAAAAGAUAACACAUUAACAUUAGAGCAGACUAUAAAAAUAAAGGAAAACAUAACAAAUGGGAAACCCAAAAUAAAACCAACAAGUGAUUUAUCUGAAGAGAUUGAUUCCUUCAUAACAGAAGAUGAUUUUGAUCAACAAUUAAAAAGUAUCAGCAAAGGCAAUGUAAAUUCAACACCAAACAAAGAGCUACAGGUGAAUUUAUCAAAGUCAGUUGUUCCAUCAGACAAUCAACAAGUAGUUACUGAUACACGAGAUUGUAAUCUAAACAACACCAAUGAGGCUGGGUCAGACGAAUGUUCUGAUGAGGAAUUAGAUGCUAGUUUAAUUAGAUAUCAAAAUAACGAAGAGGAAAGUACGUCAACAAAUAAGAAUAGAAAGUCAAGAAAAAGAUUACGAAAGAAAACUGAUGGCACACCAAAUAAAAAGACAGAACAGACAAGGCAGUCUAAUGAAAAUAAAAAGAGUCGCACACGAUACAUCCUUGAUGAUGAGGAUAAUACAGAAGACACAUCUGAUGAUGAGGUAAAGAUAAAUGAAGUAACAGAUGAUAUACAGAACAAAUUAAAGAUAUUUGGCGAGACAUAUGGCUUGUUACAAGAAGAAGUAUUAUAUCUACUACAACAGCAUGAUGGUUGUGUACAGGAAACUAUUCUAUUUAUAGAAUCAGGAAAAAGUAAACUAACUUGGGAAUUGGAUGAUGAUAAACAUGUAGAAAAUAACAGUAGUAUGGACAAACUGACAUCCAAAUAUGGCGAAUCAAGAGUCAGAUUGAGGGCAGCUUUUCUCGAGGCUCUUUAAUGUUCCUGGUAAGGAGCAACAAGGAGACAGAUUUUAAUGAAUUCAGAGGGUCAUUAAUGUUCCUGUUAUCUUAUUGAAUCCAGAACCCUACCUAUAGUAUAAUUUCUACACAGAUUUUUAAAUUUAGAUUAUUUUAUAAUCAGUCUGUUUAAGAUCAUCUGAGGUUGAGUUAAGUGUUCAUAUUGAAAUGAGCUAAAAUUCCUUUAUAUGUUUUAUGUUUUACUUCACUAAUCAAUAUGACAAAAUGUAUAGAAAUCAGGACUUUUUCGGGAGAUGUUGCAAUGUAAACAAUGAAUAAUGAAUUAAAUUAGAAAUAGAUUUUUAA